Messenger RNA from Apis mellifera (honey bee), 631 nucleotides. RefSeq names its product trypsin-1. The annotation marks the transcript as partial. The transcript is spliced from 4 exons. Gene Ontology annotation, molecular function: serine-type endopeptidase activity. The record is from RefSeq and is a predicted model, not a curated record. Gene Ontology annotation, biological process: proteolysis. NCBI's taxonomy places the organism in Eukaryota, Metazoa, Arthropoda, Insecta, Hymenoptera, Apidae.
AUUCCGUCGAAAUUCAUCGAACGACGUCACGCUUUAAUUAGUAAUUUUUUUUCCAACGAGCGUACAGGUGGAAACGCAAAUUCAACUAUUGGUUUUCUUCCAGUUGAUGAGGGUCGUAUUGUUGGAGGGCAGCCAGCGAGUAUCGAUGAACAUCCGUACCAGGUAUCCCUUCGAUUUCACAAUCGUCACGUAUGCGGUGGCUCUAUCAUUAGCGAGCUAUGGGUCGUCACAGCUGCGCACUGUGUCCACAGCUUCUUUGUUCGAUCCAUUUCGAUCAAGGUAGGCACUUCCGACCUCACCGACACCAAUGCCACGGUGAUCAAGGCGGCAGAAAUUAUCAUUCAUGAGAGGUACGAGAGAAGAAGCUCGGAUUUUGACAUUGCUUUGAUUAAAUUAAGGAAACCAUUGGUGUACAUUCGCGAGUGGGACCAAUUCUAUUGGCGCCGAUAGCCGAUCAUUACAUGGCUGGUAGCAAAGCGAUGGUUACAGGUUGGGGAGCUUUAGAAGCAACGGUCCAUUGUCGACAAAAUUACGCAAAGUCCAAGUACCACUCGUUUCUAACGUGCAAUGUUCUCGUUUGUACAUGAACAGAAGGAUCACAGCGAGAAUGAUUUGCGCGGUUACGUAACGU